This is a messenger RNA of Funneliformis geosporum, 373 nucleotides long. NCBI's taxonomy places the organism in Eukaryota, Fungi, Glomeromycota, Glomeromycetes, Glomerales, Glomeraceae. The record is from the annotation of a GenBank genome assembly.
CUCUUCGCAAGUAUAAACCAUUUUCAAUUAUUCAUAACACUUAUCAGCCUCAGAAAGGUAAAACAUUUCGCUUGGCUCCUAAUAAAGAAUCUAUAUUAAUCGAACUCUGGGAUUGGGCUAAGCAGAAUUCCUUAUUACCUUUUGAGAAUCGUAAAAGUGCAUCACUUAUUUGCCAUCUUAGAAAAGAUCUACAAGGAAUUAUUCGUGCUCUCAAGACUGAAUUUCCAGAAUUAAGGAUCAAGGAAUAUCACGGUAAAUCUGAUCCAAUGGAAAAAGCUCAAGAUUUUAGCAACGUAGAAGAAUCAUGGAAAAAUAUUGACCUAGUUGCUUAUACCAGCACUUUAAAAAUAGGAGUAUCUUGCACUAAUCCUAA